CAGGGCGCGGCUGGCAAGAAAGGGCGCAAAGAAAAGAGCUUCGUGGCAUCCCGGAGCUCGAACGGGCCACGCGCCGCUUCCGAGUGUUCCACGCACAAGGAGACGGACGCGCACAUCGUUGCAGCCGCCCGCGCAGCGGGCUUCCUGACGGCCGUAUCCGCGUCUGGCAUUCUGGCGCACGUGGAAGAGCUCAUGUGCGCUGAGCCCCUCAGCCAGCGGCACCGAUUCCUCGCCAUAGUGGCGGCCCACAUGCCCGACCUCAAGAUUGUCGUCCACGACGACGCGUGCCACCUGCGCCUCGUGGCGGAGAAGAGCGGGGAGGGCACCGCCGUGGCUGCGCGGCCAACAGCCUUGUUGAGCAAGUUCCCCACAAACAUCUGCGAAAUCAUGAACAGCGAGUUGUCCCCGCUGGGCCACGUGGUCCACCACGUGGGCCGGUGGGCCUCCCAGUUCUACGUGCAAGAGAUGGUGGACGCGUUGAACAUGAAGACGCUGGGGCGCAUGAGGGGCGCCCAGGCCACUGCCGCCAGGAAGGUUGCUCGGGCGAGCGAGGCCGCCUCGGCCUCGGCCGAGAAGAAGCCGUCAUACUCGCGACGCGACCGCGCCGUCACGCACUGCGCGGCCAUGGCAGGGAAGAACACGGAGAGUCUGUCCCAGAAGCAGGUGAAGAAACUCUUUGCGAGGGCGAUGGCUCGCGUCGCCAGUGAGUUCAGCCCGGUGCGCGAGUUCUUGGAGCCCAUCGUUAACACAACGUGCCAAGGGUAUUGCACGAGCGCCUUGAUGGUUGGGGGCUCCAUGGCGGCUCUUACAAAUGGCGCCGCCGUCAAGAUAUGGAGCCAGAAGCCCGCUCCAUUAAUUGCACCAGUGUUCCAGAUAGGGAACGCACAGGCGGGGGAGAGCCAGCUUUUCAGUGUGUGCGAGGAGAUCUUCGACACGUGCGACGACGUCAUUGGCGAGCACGUCGACUCGCUCCUCGACGACGGCCCCCCCGUGACCGUGAAGAGUAUCUGUCUCCAAAGCUUCACUUUCACGGAAUUCUUUUACCGGUGCUCCAGCGGCUUUCCCCUCGUUGAUUUUUCGGAGGGCGACGGGCGGGUUGCCGAGUUCAGGCAAUCAGAUGUGUGGGGCGGCAGGGCGUUCAAUCUAGACGAGGCGUACGAGUUCUGGGACGGCCUCGGCCUUCUCGCUACCG
Molecule: messenger RNA, 1192 nt
Organism: Prorocentrum cordatum
Lineage: Eukaryota; Dinophyceae; Prorocentrales; Prorocentraceae
Source: the annotation of a GenBank genome assembly